AAGCUAAACAUGAUUCAGUGCAGCACAAUUAUCAUGAGCUGAUAAAAGAUCCUUGCUAAAAACAUAUAUUUUAUAUUUUACAACUAUUUUGGAAACAUUAAGUUUCAUCUAAAAAGAUGUGGGGAUGUGCAUUUACAUUUUAUAUUCAAUGUUUGUAUAUUUUUUCUGGGCAUGCCAUUAUAACAAUUGCUAUACAGUGCAGAGAUGAUAACAAUCAGGAUGUAGAUUGGUUUGCAGUUUAUAAAAUACCAAAGAUGACGCACGAAAACCACCUCAUUAAAGAUGGGCUUGCUUACACUUAUGUUACCUCAGAAAAUUAUUCUCAAUGGACGCUUUCACAAUACUCUGUAAAUGAUAGCCGUUCUAUGAUAGGAAAUACUCUUAAUCCAUUUUAUUCCGAAAAGAAAAAUCUUUCAUAUGUUCUAUACAAUGAUCAACCUCCAAAUGAACCGAGUAAACCUUACAAGGGACACACCAAAGGAGUGAUUCUAGCAGAUGUAGAUGGUGGUUUGUGGCUUGUACAUUCCGUACCACAUUUUCUGCCUCUGUCUUCAAAAUAUGAGUAUUCUCCCACUGGAACUGUGAAAGGUCAAAGUUUCCUCUGUAUUUCUUUAGACCUAAAAAAUUUGAAUAAAGUGGGAAUCCAAUUACAAUAUAAUGAACCUCAAAUCUAUGCUAGCUAUAUAGAAGAGAUAUUAGAUACCAAACUGUCUCAUAUUGUGGAUGCUGUUUCUGGUACAGUUGUCACUAAACCACCUUGGUACAAUGAAAUUACCAUUAAUUCCAAAAGUGGCGUUCAAUUUAUUUCGUUUGCAAAAACAAAACAGUUUGGAAAGGACUUGUAUCACGACUGGAUUGCGCCUGCUUUACAUACAGAUUUAUUUGUAGAAACAUGGCUGAAUGGUGUUGGGGAGUUACCCUCAAACUGUAGCAAUUCUGUCAGUGUUUGGAACGUUAAUAUUGUUGGAUUGCCAGUAACAGAUGUGUCAUUUAGAAAUACUGAAGAUCAUUCAAAAUGGGCGGUAUCAGUUCUUGGUCCAUGGACUUGCAUUGGAGACAUCAACAGAAUGAAUCAUCAGAAGUUUCGAGGAGGUGGAUCUGUCUGUCUGAACAACCAAAAAUUAGCAAAAAUAUACCUGGGAUGUGUUGAAGCAUUUCAAAAAUGCAUAAGUAAUUUUUUGUAACUUUAAUAUCUACUUAUUUACAAUAAAUCAUUUAAAACUAAAACACAA
Messenger RNA from Zophobas morio, 1232 nucleotides. Its product is annotated as deoxyribonuclease-2-alpha. Bases 117 to 1184 code for a protein of 355 amino acids. Lineage: Eukaryota; Metazoa; Arthropoda; Insecta; Coleoptera; Tenebrionidae. The transcript has 5 exons. Gene Ontology annotation, molecular function: deoxyribonuclease II activity. The record is from RefSeq and is a predicted model, not a curated record. Gene Ontology annotation, biological process: apoptotic DNA fragmentation.